AUGGAGACAGACUGGAGUGUGCUUCCCGAUUCUCUCCUUGUUAGCGUGUUUUCAUUCCUCGGUGCUCGUGAUCUCACCAUAUGCGGAGUGGUGUGUUCUCACUGGCGAGGCGUAUCUCUAUCUCGCCGCCUGUGGCGACACCUUUUGAAGAUUGACUACAAAAUUCACUCGUUUCCGGAAGAUCAUAGGCCUUUGUACAAAGAAUACAGACGUCUUGCACAUAGUAGCAAUGUUCUUGACUCAAAGAUUAUUAAAGAACUCAUCGAUGAGGUAUGGCAUGUGGGUUUCUCCCAUGAUGGAACUCUGCUAGCAGCAGCUGGGAAAGAAGGUCGUCUGAUUGUCUGGAACACCAGCAACUUGGAGAGACUCGAAAUGCUAUGGCAACUCAGUGUGCACGAGCCUCCAGUUAACAGCAAUGAAAUCAUGUAUGUAGAAUUCAGCCCUGAUGAUCGUUUUCUAUUGGCUAGUGUGAGUGUGCAACGACAGAAUUUUGAUGCCUCGGCUAUUGUCUGUAACUCAAAAACGGGGACUGUUCUUCUUAUCGUUCAAGAUCUAUUCCUAAAUGUGUUUGCAACCUGGUAUAGUAACAGUUGGAUUGUGACUAGUUACUUUUAUGGUACACUGGGAGGUUUGUUUAUCAUCACUAUCUUGGAUGUGGGGAACAUAAAAGAAGGGACGUGUAUCAAUCAGAGUGUUCACAUGUACCAAUCAAAAGUUGAUGUUGUUUGUGUCAUGUUUGAUUAUCACAACAUUCGUCAGUUGCAGCAUUGUAGGAUUAUUCGCCCUCGACAGCACCAAACCGUUCUCUUCUGUCAACUGAAUAUGGAUGACGUCGAUCACUUUGCGUCGGUUAAAAUAGCGAGCGAUGCCAAUAGUAAACCAUUGACACAUCGGCAAGGCAACGAUGUGAUGGAGAGUCCACAAGAUCAGUUUGAUGGUAUAGUUGCAUUGGAUCAUCACUCGCACGCAUGUGGAAUUGUACUCUCUCGGGAUGAGAGCAAACUUAUUGCUUCAGUUGUGACUGAACGUCUUGAGGCAGUUAAAUUGUGUAUAUAUGAUGUUGUUACACUACAGCUGCUGCACACACUGCCGUCAGACAAUAUGGCUCGUCCCAGUAGCUCCUACUAUCUGUUUCCUAGUGUGACAGAGGAAGUUAUUACCUGCGGAUCUGAUUCGGGCAUCAUUCACAUAUGGGAUUGGACAAAUGGCACUGAGAUAGGACAAAUACAUGGUCAUAAAGGGAUCUGUAGUGCCGUCACCUUCUGUCCAGGUCGACCCCAUGUGAUGGCAAGUGCUGGUGAUGACCACACUGUUCGAAUCUGGCGCUUUCAACCUACUGCAACUGAACCAACAAUGAACGAUAGCAAAUACUGAUAGUAAAUUCAAUGUAAUGCAGGGUAUUUACAACACAGAGAAUGAGUAUGAUUUUAUGAGCACUGUUGUUGUUGUUGUACAUAUAAUAUGUAGUUAUUAUUAUAUUACAAAAAAACUCUAAUGAUAUUGUGAGGUGACAGAUAUGCAUGACCUGACCACAUUAGUCAUAGAGACUCAUACUAAACAUUAGCGAGUUAAUUAAACAGUAAUUUGCCUCUCUGGGUGAUCCAAAAACGCAUCUAAGGAUUGAACAUCAUGGAGGCAGAAUGGCCGGAGUGUACGUCCAGAUCCUCUGCUGCUCAACACGUUCUCUAUCCAUGAUCCGCACUCUUUGUCUCCAUAGCCGGCUUCUAUUUUGUCUACAGUCGGUGGAAGGAGCAAUUAUCGGCAGCCAGUGUUGAACAGUUCACGAGAAGGGUUGGGGGUAGGACUGCAUGAUUAUGAACGCGAUCGACGUCGUCUUGCAAGAAAGAUACGUAGGAAACGUUGACGCUGCUUUCUUCUGGAUCCGGUCGCAUUCAAGUUUUUCCCAUGCAGGUAGGAGACGUACAAGAUCGAUCUCUAGCUACGACGAAUUAACUAGAGAAACGAAGAUGGUAGCAGCGUCUCAACGAAAGUAUGGUAGUCGCGUCCACCUCAAUACUUUAAGUGAUGCAAGAUCUAGGAACGCUACAGAAUUGAGAAAUAACAAGCCAAGAGUUACGCAGCAUGUGCAUGUGCUGAAAUUCGAAGUCUAGUGUGGGACAUUGAUGAUAUUUAGUUAAUUAUCUUUAGUCACCCUGUGUUUUCAAAGAAUUAUACAUUCUAGCUAGCAACAAGCUAAUGAUUAAUUAAUGAUAAUGACAAUAAAUAGAGACAAAAUUAAUAAAAUUUACAUUAAUAUUCACAAUACACAGACACAGACACAG
This is a messenger RNA of Corticium candelabrum, 2282 nucleotides long. RefSeq names its product WD repeat-containing protein 26 homolog. The coding region runs from base 1 to 1374 and encodes 457 amino acids. Gene Ontology annotation, biological process: protein ubiquitination. Gene Ontology annotation, cellular component: Cul4-RING E3 ubiquitin ligase complex; SCF ubiquitin ligase complex. The record is from RefSeq and is a predicted model, not a curated record. The transcript is spliced from 3 exons. Lineage: Eukaryota; Metazoa; Porifera; Homoscleromorpha; Homosclerophorida; Plakinidae. Gene Ontology annotation, molecular function: protein binding.